UUUUACUCGACGAUUUCAUUACCAUUAUUCUCAUUCCGCAGUUUGUUGAAUCGUGUCGUUGUGUUGGGUUAUGUGAAAACAGUAUUGUAGACUUAAGUCUCAGUCAUUUCAUUCCUGUAAUCAUAAAGUAUUCGUUAUUCUUAAUUUUUUAUUUCAGUAAACAUGGUGCUAACUAAAGGAAUUUUUAUCGUCGCUGCUAAACGUACGCCUUUUGGUACCUAUGGAGGUAAAUUUGUCAAAACUUCGGUCGCCGAUUUAGGCGAAGUAGCUGCUAAAGCUGCUUUGGCUGCUGGAAACGUUAAUCCUGAAAUAAUCGAUCAUGUAAUUUAUGGAAAUGUACUAUCGGGCACCUCUCCGGACGGAGCAUUCCUAACCAGACACGUAGCAUUACGAGCUGGAGUACCAAUCGAAAAGCCUGCUUAUGGUAUUAAUCGUUUAUGCGGUUCUGGAUUCCAGUCAAUCGUUAAUGGAUCUCAGAGUAUAUUAGUCGGCGAAUCCAAAGUAGUGUUGACUGGAGGAGCUGAUAACAUGAGCCAGGCACCUUAUGUCGUUCGUAAUGUUCGUUUCGGUGCCCCUCUUGGAGCUAAUAUCGAAUUCGAAGACUCCUUAUGGACCGGUUUAGUCGACUCGUAUUGUAAAUUACCGAUGGCCUUGACUGCUGAAAAACUCGGCGCUCAGUUCAGCAUUAGUCGCGAAGAAGUUGAUAAAUUCGCUUUACGAUCGCAGCAGCUGUGGAAGAAAGCUGCCGAUAGUGGAGUUUUCGAUCAAGAAAUAGCCCCCGUCAAGAUUACAGUUAGAAGAAAGGAAGAAGAAAUAAAAUUAGAUGAACAUCCCAGACCUCAAACUACCAUCGAAGGACUCAACAAAUUACCGUCGAUUUUCCAGAAAAAUGGUCUCGUAACUGCUGGCACUGCUUCGGGUAUUUGCGACGGAGCUGGAGCUGUGAUCGUAGCCAGUGAAGAAGCUGUCAAAGAAUAUAAACUGACCCCCUUGGCAAGAUUAGUUGGCUACACCGUGGUCGGUGUUGAUCCAACGAUUAUGGGUAUCGGACCUUCUCCAGCCAUCAAACAAUUACUUAAAGAAAGUGGAAAAUCUUUAGACGAUAUUGAUAUCGUUGAAAUCAACGAAGCAUUCGCUGCCCAAACAUUAGCCUGCGCUAAAGACUUAAACUUGGAUAUCAAUAAAUUAAAUCUGAACGGUGGAGCUAUCGCUCUUGGACACCCGUUAGGUGCAUCCGGAUCUCGUAUCACUGCCCAUAUAGUUCACGAAUUAAGGAGAACAAAUAAAAAACUGGGAAUUGGAUCGGCUUGUAUCGGAGGAGGACAAGGUAUCGCCCUUCUGUUGGAGAAAUGUUAAGCGUAUGUGUUCAUAUCGACGAGAUAAUCGAGAAGACUGAAAAUAUAUAAUUUCUCUCCCUCCUUUGAAUCCCUUACUUUCCAGAUGGGAAUCGUUGAACGAGAAUCCCAUAUCAUUGUUAAUUAUUUUUCAUUGUAUUAUAAUUUAUAAAUACCUAGGCGAAUUAAAGGUUAUCGUAUCUUU
Planococcus citri (citrus mealybug) is the source of this 1539-nucleotide messenger RNA. RefSeq names its product 3-ketoacyl-CoA thiolase, mitochondrial-like. Gene Ontology annotation, molecular function: acyltransferase activity, transferring groups other than amino-acyl groups. The transcript is spliced from 8 exons. NCBI's taxonomy places the organism in Eukaryota, Metazoa, Arthropoda, Insecta, Hemiptera, Pseudococcidae. The record is from RefSeq and is a predicted model, not a curated record. Gene Ontology annotation, cellular component: mitochondrion. Bases 163 to 1356 code for a protein of 397 amino acids.